Spodoptera exigua (beet armyworm) is the source of this 1012-nucleotide messenger RNA. The record is from the annotation of a GenBank genome assembly. NCBI's taxonomy places the organism in Eukaryota, Metazoa, Arthropoda, Insecta, Lepidoptera, Noctuidae.
GUUAACGUCAUAAGCACGCGUGAAUGUGUUUACCAAAACGUGUGAAUAUUUCUUAAGGUUCAAUGAUUUAAAUCAAGAAAAGGUUAAAAAUAAAUAAAAUGGAUUUUAUCAUCGAUACUGUUGGAGAUGAUGAUCUUCAAGUGAAGACAGAAUUAGUUGACGAUGCGGAGAAACCAUAUUAUCGAGAUCAAGAAGAAAGACAAGCAGCAAUUUUAUCUCUAUUCGACACAAAAAAGCAAGAAUUAGAUACAAAACAAGCAACAGAAGAUGAAAUUAAUAUGAAGUUAAAAAGUAUGAAAAUCGAUAGUCUUUGUGACGAAUUCUUUCACGAGAUGGGCUGGUCGCAGUCCAUAAUUGUUAAAAGGGAGAAAAAGAAAAGAUUAUUCCAUUUUGACCAACUAGAUUUGGAGACGGGUAAACUGAAGUCUAACCUUGGUGGUGUUGAUGUCGAAAAGGAGAUGAAGAGCAGUGUCCUAAAGCCAGGUUUCGAACAAGACCAUGAGAUGCCUAGCUAUGACGUCAGUAAGAACAAACUGAAGGCUCUAAGAAGGAAAGAACGAGAGAAGACCAAGGGACCUGGCUGGUUUAACCUGCCAGCACCAGAGAUCACCGAGGAACUGAAGAAUGACCUCCAAGUCCUGAAGAUGAGAUCAGCUCUAGACCCCAAACACUUCUACAAGAAGAAUGAUAUGGAAGUGCUGCCAAAGUACUUCCAGGUUGGUCGGAUCAUGGAUUCUGCGCUAGACCAUGUGAAUGAGAGGUUGACAAAGAAGCAGAGGAAGAGAACUAUGGUUGAUGAACUUUUAGCAGAUGCUGAAUUCCAGAAGUACAACAAGAAGAAAUACAAAGAAAUUGUUGAUGAAAAGAGACGAACAGAGUACAGAACUUUCAUGAGAGAUAAGAGACAAAAGAAUAAAGCUGAACUAAAGAAGACUAAGUUAAAAACCAAGAAGAAAGCAUAGUUAAUAAAUAGUAAUUUUAGUUUAAAAAUGAAUUUUUAUUUUUAUAAUGU